AUGACUGGCUUCGACCUCUGGGAGGAGUUCUUGCAAUCGUACUGGAACCCGAGCGCGGGCUACAUGACCGUUAACACCGGCGGCGGGCGGUCCGGCAAGGACGCCAACACCGUCCUCACCUCCAUCCACACCUUCGACCCAGAGGCGGGCUGCGACGCCACGACCUUCCAGCCGUGCUCGGACAAGGCGCUGUGGAACCUGAAGGUCUACGUCGACUCGUGCCGCUCCAUCUACACCGUUAACAGCGGGAUCGCGUCCAACGCCGCCGUUGCGACCGGCCGGUACCCCGAGGACAGCUACUACAACGGCAACCCGUGGUACCUCGCCGUGUCUGCUGUCGCCGAGCAGCUGUACGACGCGCUUAUCGUGUGCGGGCACCUACCCCUCUUCGUCGGCAACGUACACCACGCUGGCCAGCGCGAUCGGAGCUCGGGCUCGCCGCUGAGCGCCGCGCACCUCACGUGGAGCUACACCACGGCACUCACGUCGUUCGCCCCUUUCGAGCGGAGCGGCUGCCCACGUUGCAUCGACUUUGCGAAGCUCACCCCAGACACACUCUCGACCAUGCAGCAGAACAACAGUUACUGCAGGAGCCUUUGGAUCCAGCUGCAGGAUGGGACCUACGACCUCGCUAAGACCUCGUUCCCGCAACUGAGGCUACAGCUAGGGCGUCCCGUUAGCCACGAUAUCUGGUUGAUGCUGGCACUGUUCAACAACCACAACAUCACGAAACGCGUCUGGCCUUCACUUCAUUUUCACUGCGCAAUCGGUACCGUCACGCUCCUCGCGAACGCGGCAGCGGGGUACAAGUACAUCCGCACGAAGGGCGGCAACGUGACGUGA
Epithele typhae is the source of this 843-nucleotide messenger RNA. RefSeq names its product Six-hairpin glycosidase-like protein. Gene Ontology annotation, cellular component: fungal-type vacuole. The coding region runs from base 1 to 843 and encodes 280 amino acids. Gene Ontology annotation, molecular function: hydrolase activity, hydrolyzing O-glycosyl compounds. The transcript is spliced from 6 exons. The record is from RefSeq and is a predicted model, not a curated record. NCBI's taxonomy places the organism in Eukaryota, Fungi, Basidiomycota, Agaricomycetes, Polyporales, Epitheliaceae. Gene Ontology annotation, biological process: carbohydrate metabolic process.